Molecule: messenger RNA, 1896 nt
Organism: Paramacrobiotus metropolitanus
Lineage: Eukaryota; Metazoa; Tardigrada; Eutardigrada; Parachela; Macrobiotidae
Product: UV excision repair protein RAD23 homolog B-like
Exons: 7
Coding region: 533-1645 (370 amino acids)
Biological process (GO): nucleotide-excision repair; proteasome-mediated ubiquitin-dependent protein catabolic process
Cellular component (GO): cytosol; nucleoplasm
Molecular function (GO): ubiquitin binding; damaged DNA binding; polyubiquitin modification-dependent protein binding
Source: RefSeq, a predicted model, not a curated record
CGUCCAGCUCGAACCCGUACCGCUGACAUCUUGCAUCCAUGAAUAUUGACCAACUUUUAGCUUGUUCACGCCUUAAAUCAUACGUCAUCGCGGAGCACUAUGUUCACAGCAGUCGGAUUAUUAAUAUGGCACUAGACCACUAGUAGUCAGAUGCAGGAUACGUUUUUUCGAAGCCAAAAAAUGGUCUUGAUUCUUUGAAGUGCUUAUGGGUAUUGCUUCCACGAUGCACCCAUAAAGACUAUGGCUGUAUGGCGUCGAUGCGUAAUGAAAUUAUAAACUGAGUCAUCCGUUCUAUUGCAAAUGCACGUCUGUCAGUUCUGUGUAUUUGUUUUCGAAUCCUUGAUCAUUACAAUUAUUGCGCGUUUUCAGUUUAAUCAUUUCUUUAUGCGAGUGUAAUUAAUGUUGGGUGUAUAAUAUUUAAUGUGGAGUGGGUUCGGACUCAAUAAUAGGUCCGGUUUUCGUCGUUUGGGAUAGUUUUGAAUUUUGAUUCAAUCCUGAGCUGAGUGCGCGCUCUAUUUUUUCCGCUUUCAAAAUGCAAAUUACGUGCAGGCUCCUCAACCAAGAAACCUUCACGGUAGAAGCCGAAGGGUCUUGUACGGUGGCAGAGAUCAAAGAGAAAAUCCAAGAGAAAAAAGGAAGUGAUUUUAAAGCUGAAUCCCUGAAGCUGAUUUCUGCAGGAAAAGUUUGGGAUAACAACAGCGCUACUCUGAGCGAUCUGAAUUACUCUCCAUCAGGAUUUGUUGUGGUUAUGAUAGCGAAGCCAAAGCCUCAGAAAGCGGCAGUUGAUGUGGAGAAGUCUGUACCUUCGCCCGCUGCAUCUGUACAGUCUGUGGAAUCGUCUGCAUCUGUCUCUGUGAUCGAAAAUCCAAUGGCCACCAACACACCGGAAUCGCGUCCACAUGCUCCUUCUCCGGCUUCUCAGCAACCGCGCCCCCGCCCCGAAGCGGCCUUUGGUUUAUCACCAGAACAAUACGAAGCCUUGGUCAAUCAAGUUCUGCAGAUGGGCUACCCACGCGCAGAGGUGGAGCGGGCUCUGCGGGCUGCCUUCUAUAAUCCCGAACGUGCGAUUGAGUAUCUGUUGACGGGAAUACCGGAAUCCGCCGGCGGUAGUAGCAGUAGUCGGGCGGUAAUGCGGGAAUCCGAAGACGAACCGGAAGACAACAGUGAAGACAGUCGUAACCGUUUGACUUUCUUUCGCAAUAGCCCACAAUUUCUGCAGAUGCGAGCGCUGUUGCAGCAGGAUCCGCAACUGUUGCCGCGGUUUUUGCAAGAUAUUGGCCAGUCGAAUCCUGCGUUAUUUCAGGCCAUACGGGAUAACCAGCAAGAGUUUCUCAGUAUGAUAAAUAGUCCACUUCCUGGAGAUGGCUCGUUGGCAGAAAAUAUAGGAGCAGCCAAUCCUAGCAGUGGUCGUGCAGGUGCCACCGCAGGUAGCACUGGCGCAGCGACUGCGGGUGUCGCAUCCGCUGUCCGCGUGAAUCAAGAAGAAAGAGAGGCGAUCGAAAGGUUGAAACAGUUGGGAUUUCCGGAAGCAAUGGUUGUAGAGGCAUACUUUGCCUGUGAUAAAAACGAGCAACAUGCUGCUAACUUCUUGUUCGCCCAGAUGGAAGAAUUUGAGCAGAGUGGUUCUGGCGCGGGAACAAAUUGAUCAUGAAAGACUCAGCCUUAGAAUUUAAAAAGAUUUGUAUUUUUUGGAUCUUUAUGUUACUUUACUGUUGUUUAAGACGUUGCCGACAUUUUGUAUGGGUUUUUGUACAAAUUAGUUUAUUCUUGUUUUUUUCUUCAGUUUAAUUGGCGACUUGACGCGUGCCUUUGGUUUGUGUGGAGCGAGUUGAUUUGAUCUGUGUGCGCACCAAAUAAAUUACUAUACUACUCUGUAACCGUUGCUCUAUGAGUUAU